CCACACCGCCACCGUCUCUGUAAGAAGAGCAAGGCCGCGACUUGCCAGUCACAGAUCCACAAUGGGCGUACGCAGAGGCUACACCGUCACGAUCAGAGCCGCGGAGACGAUCGCUCCGGCGGAGACGCGGCCGGAGCACCGCCUCCCGAUGUCCAACCUCGACCUCCUCCUCCCGCCCAUGGACGUCGGCGUCUUCUUCUGCUACGAGAAGCCAAUGCGGAGCUUGGAGGCGAUGGUGGCCGUGCUCAGCGUGUCGCUGGCGAAGGCGCUGUCCACGUACUACCCAUUCGGCGGCGAGGUCGUGGCCAACUCCCUCGGCGAGCCGGAGGUGCUCUGUAACGGCCGCGGCGUCGACUUUGCUGCCGCCUACGCUGACGUGGAGCUCCGGGAGCUGGCGCUGGGCGACCCCGACGACUCCGUAGAGGGCAAACUCAUGCCGAAGAAGAAGGCCGGAGUUUUCUGCGUCCAGGCCACCGGUCUAAAGUGCGGCGGCCUCGUUUUGGCGUGCAAGUUCGACCACCGCGUCGCCGACGCCUACUCCGCCAACAUGUUCCUCGUCUUCUGGUCGGAUCUCGCCAUCUUCGGCCACGGCACCCGCCUCCCUUCCUUCUGCCGCACCCUGCUCUGUCCUCGUCUACCCCUCCGCAUCCACGCCUCCAUCGAUCGUCUCUUCGUCCCCGUCUCCUCCCUCCCGCCGCCACCCAUUAGCCCACCUCUUCCCGCCGACCUCUUCGUCAACCGCAUCUACUACAUCACCAACGCCGAUAUCGUGAGCCUGCAAUCCUCCACGCGCGGGCGCACCAAGGUGGAGGCCUUCACCGCCUACCUCUGGCGCGCCUUGGCCAAGGCCGCCGAGGCAGAGGGCGAGCGCUGGUGCCGCAUGGGCGCCGUGGUCGACGGCCGCACCCGCCUCAGCGCCUCCAUGGGGAAUUACUUCGGCAAUGUGCUGUCGAUCCCGUUCGGGAGCAUGGAGGUCGCGGAGCUGGGGGGGAUGGGGCUGGGGGAGGUGGCGGAGAGGGUGCGCGGGUGGUUGCGGCCGGCGACGACGGAGGACCACUUCCGUGCGUUGGUCGACUGGGUGGAGGCGCACCGGCCAGAGCCCGCCGUGGCGAGGAUAUACUUGGGCGAAGCGGAAGGGGGUCUGGCGUGCGUGGUGUCGUCGGGGAGGGCCUUCCCGGUGAAGGAGGUGGAGUUCGGGUGGGGAAAGCCGGCGUUCGGGUCGUACCACUUCCCCUGGGGCGGCUCCUCCGGCUACGUGAUGCCGAUGCCGAGCGCGAGGGGGAACGGAGACUGGAUCGUCUACGCGCACCUUCGGAAGAGCGUGGUGGCGGUGCUCGAGGCGGAACAACCGCCGGCGUUUCGGCCAUUGACGCCCGAUUACUAUCUCAACGACAUCAACUAAAACCGCCGCGCCGCCGCCGCCGCCAAAGUAGCUGACGGCUGCUAUGCCUAAAUAUCUACAUCUGUACAAUCCUACGAAGUCUAUGUCCUGCUCGAUUACUACGUGUUCUGUUCCAAGAAAAUAGUGUAAAAUGCAUGAUCAAUGGAUUAUAGAUGAUAACUUAAUCGUCCAUUUGAUUAAA
Molecule: messenger RNA, 1583 nt
Organism: Zingiber officinale
Lineage: Eukaryota; Viridiplantae; Streptophyta; Magnoliopsida; Zingiberales; Zingiberaceae
Product: coniferyl alcohol acyltransferase-like
Exons: 2
Coding region: 62-1402 (446 amino acids)
Molecular function (GO): acyltransferase activity, transferring groups other than amino-acyl groups
Source: RefSeq, a predicted model, not a curated record